This is a messenger RNA of Prunus armeniaca (apricot), 288 nucleotides long. NCBI's taxonomy places the organism in Eukaryota, Viridiplantae, Streptophyta, Magnoliopsida, Rosales, Rosaceae. The record is from the annotation of a GenBank genome assembly.
AUGCAUCUCAAUUUCUUUGAAGAUGGCAAACUUGGCAAAACUGGAAUUUGCUACCAUGGACAUUUCGAGGACAACUAUCUAUCAUGGGUCUUGGAUGCCAAAAUCCAUCUACGUGCCAAUGGCCUUGGAAAAACAAUUGUAGAUGGAAGUGAUGCAUUACCUGAGGAAAAUGCAAAGGCUAUGAUUUUUCUUUGUCGUCACAUUCAUGAAGCACUGAAAAACGAAUAUGUGGUGGUUGAUGAACCAUUGGUUAUGUGGAAAGCCUUAUGCGAAAGAUACAAUCACUAG